Molecule: messenger RNA, 6849 nt
Organism: Mugil cephalus (flathead mullet)
Lineage: Eukaryota; Metazoa; Chordata; Actinopteri; Mugiliformes; Mugilidae
Product: FYVE, RhoGEF and PH domain-containing protein 5-like
Exons: 21
Coding region: 250-4644 (1464 amino acids)
Cellular component (GO): cytoplasm
Molecular function (GO): metal ion binding; guanyl-nucleotide exchange factor activity
Source: RefSeq, a predicted model, not a curated record
CGAGCGGAUCGAGCCUCUCAGCUUUGGUUUCCAGUCGCGUCCUGAGCUUUGCGCUGUAGGACGCACGGCUGUCAGCUGAGCAGCGUCUCAUUCUCUCAAAGGGCUACAGACUGAGCGGUGUCACAGUCUUUACGUUCAGUCUCUGAUCGGACAAUUCAUCGGAGCUUGCUUCAGGUUUUCCAUGUUUUUCAGAGCGUCCUGCGUCGUAGCUGCGUUUGUGGAGAUGUUGGAGAUGCUCGCUUCGCCAAAAUGAACACAGACUGCACCAAGCCGUCGGUUGCUCCAAAGCCAAGAUUUGUUUGUCACGCCAACCUGAAGCUACCCCCUCCUCUCAUGUCCUCAACCAGGGGUCCCAAGCCUUCUGUAGCACCAAAACCUAAAGUCAGGCUGGAGUUUAAUGGCAACCGAGACGGAUGCAGUAACGGCAACUUGCUAACUUCAGACAGCGAGGCUGAUGAGGAGCACGAGAUGGAGAAUGGUCUAAACAAAGUGAUUGUAGAUUCGUUGGCAGUGGAUAAACUAUUUAAUGCUAACGUUCUCAGAUCACCUAAAACAGAUGUACCGACUGUGUCGGAGGGGUGGAAGCACGGAGAGGUGACAGAGGAGGAAAAGGAAGAGGAAGAAGAAGAAGAAGAAGAUGUGAUUCAGAACAUGAACGAGGACUGGAGAGUAACUGACAGUGGCCUCACAGAGGAAGCUGAGUCCCUGGAAACAGAUUGGCUCAGUGAUUCUAGACACACAGCUGAGUGUGAGGAGGCGGUGGAGAUGACUGACACAGACGUGACUGAAGACAUGGAUGCUGAAGGUUGUGAUGCAGGCGAGGCGCUGGCUGACACAGAUGGCCUCUCAGUGGGAGCUUUUUCUGUCAAUAGCACUGAUGAGGAGGCAGGCCGUAAUUCUGCUGAAGUCAGAGACAUGAAGAAGAAGCAGCAGAAGUUCCAGAUCAAGGAGGAUGGAAGUACAGCAGAUGAUUUAACAGAGUCUCUUGCAGAUGAACCUGGUCUACUCAACCAAGAUAACAUGAAGGACACUGAUACUCAAGUAGAAGAAAAGGAAGAAGAAUCAGCCUCUGAUUCUGGUUUCACUUGUAACAUCCUGAAGCUAGGGUGCGGCCAUAAGACGAAGGAAAGUGUACAGAACAUUUGUUUUUAUGACCUCAGCCCCGAAGAUCAGGAACAGGUCCGUGCUCCAGCUAAUGAGCCAUUUUACAUCUCUUCAGAGGACAUUAUUAACAGAGAACUGAUGCCAAGGAAUGGCAAAGCUCACAGACUACCAGAGAGUACACUCAAACAAAGGGGUGUUUCCUCCAUAAACGGCAGUGGAGUGUCAGCUGGGAAACACGAGGAAACAGCAGAAAAUGGACAAAUAGAGUAUGUGGGUACUGAGAAUUAUGUGGACGUGUCUCACAUGUAUGGGCAUGGAAGCAACAGUGGUCAUGACAACAAGGUAAGGACACCUUUCAAAACUGAAGGACACAAUGAUCGUGCAGUGGAGGAUGUUUUCAAUCACUUUGACUAUCAGCCCAGAUUCAGGCAGGUCUCCAUGUCAGUGCCAACAGACCCCGACACAUCCCUGACUUCUUCUCUCUCUGAAAGUCAGCUGUUGUCCCCAAACGACUCUGAUGUCUUUGGAGAUGAAGACGAUUUAGAGGGUCACAUUGUGCCAUUUCUGGAUGAUACCACUGACACGGAGCAGGACAUCAGUGAUGAGCAUGUCUACGAGGAGCCAGGGCACAGCUUGGAUAAUGUUUUUCCCUUUGACAGAAGUGCCACUGGGAUUCGAUCUCAUUCUCUGUCACACCGGACCAACAAUAAUGUAGAGGACAGGGGAGUGCAGUAUGUUCGGAAGCCCUACAUGAGUGGAUUUGGUCAGCCUGCACUGAGCAGCAGCCCCAUGUUGAGCUCAGUGCGACACAAGAGCUACUCCAAACCCCACUAUUUGUCCCUGUACCCCCGCUCCCUCUCCAUGGAGGGACAGGACAUGCCUUUGUGCGUCCACAGGGAAGGCUCUCCGAGACAAAGAGGAGCCUUUUGUUCAUCUGAAAGCUUCUCCAGAUGCUCACCUCUGUCAUCCAGUGCCCUAUCCACACCUACCUCGGUGGUGGAUAUCCCUCCUCCAUUUGAACUGGCCUACAUCACCAAGAAGCCCAUUACAAAGAGUUCCCCCUCACUUCUCACAGAGGGAGAUUCAUCAGAGAAAAACAGGAAAAAGAAAUCUUCUAUCAAGCGCUUCCUGAUGCUUAAGUUUAGGUGGAAGUCAGAAAGCAAGCCAGUUGCAGAUCAGGUCAAUUCAUCGUCUUUUCAGUCCCCAGCAGGGUCCAGGCGUCGCACGUCCAGCAGACUGCUGGAUUUAGACCAGCACAGCACAAGUAGUUCUCCACGGCUCAACUCACGCUCAAGUAAACCUCAAGUGCCACCUGAGCCAGCCUCGCCCUUCUUGUUCUACAAGGAGAGCAAAAGGAAAGGGAACUCUGUAGCCUUCCUCACUCGCAGCGUUGUCCGGGUGGAGUCCUUCGAGGACCGCUCUCGUGUGCCUUUCAUACCUCUUCCCCUGACCAAGCCUCGCUCCAUCUCCUUCCCCAACACAGAUACCUCCGACUAUGAGAAUGUCCCUGCCAUCAGCUCAGACUACGAGAACGUUCAGGUCCCACAGCGGAGGCCUGUUCGGCAGCCGCCGUUUACAGACUACUUUGACCGUCCCAGUCGGGUGCUGUCCUCUGCCAAUGAGACAGACGGCUAUGUGGACAUGAGCAGCCUCCCUGGUUUUGAGAAGAAACUUCAGUCACUUGAGCAGGAAACAGAAAGCGCCUAUACAGAAGCCUACAAUGUUUGCUUGGUGGCUGCUGGUCCACAGAGUGGUUCAGGGGCUGAUGUUGGGGGUGAGAGCGCGGGUGAGGAAGACCAAGGACGCACCUCUGAGGAGGAAGAGGGAGGAUUAGACAACAACUAUGACAGACAGCCUGACGGUCGAUCCAGAGCCUUUUACGUCGUGAAAGAGCUGGCGGAUACAGAGAGACUACAUGUGAAAGCCCUAAAGCUGCUCCAGGAAGACUUCCGGGAAACUGUGGGGUCGACGGUCGGAGAUGAUGGGGAACCUGUGUUGGAUGAUGAAAGACUCAGAGAAAUUCUCAACGAGCUGCCAGAUGUUUACGCCCUGCACCGUACAAUCCUCACUGAGCUGGAGAAUCGAAUUCGGCACUGGGAGGAGAGCCAGAGGAUUGCAGACAUAUUCCUCUCCAGGAAAUCAGAGUUCUUGGUCUUCACCACUUACAUCGGACACUACGAUCGAAGCAUGAGCUUACUGGAGGACAGCUGCCGAACUUCACCUGCCUUUGCAGCCAUCGUUCAACAGUUUGAGGAGCGGAGUCCAGCCAGGGAAAAGGUUUCUUUUAAGUAUCAGCUCUUGCAGGUCAUCGUGCGUGUGGCUCAGUAUCGCAUGCUCCUAACUGAUUACCUGAACAACCUCUCCCCGGAUUCAAAGGAAUACGAAGACACCCAAGCUGCUGUAGCGAUCGUAUCUGACAUAGCAGAUCAAGUGAACGACAGCUUAAAACACGGGGAGAACUUGUUGCGUCUGGUCAACAUAGAGUACAGUGUUCGUGGCCAACGGGACCUGCUUCAGCCUGGCAGGGUUUUUGUGAAGGAGGGUACCCUGAUGAAGGUCAGCAGAAAGAGUCGACAGCCACGCCAUCUGUUUUUGAUGAACGAUGUACUGCUCUACACCUACCCCCAGCAGGAUGGUAAAUACAGGCUGAAGAACAACCUGCCCCUCGCUGAAUUGAAGGUCAGUAAACCCAUUAUAGAAAACGUCCAAAAUGCACUGAAGAUAGAGGGAGCAGACAUCUCCAUUACUUUGACUGCAAGUUCUUUCAUUGAAAGAGAGGACUGGUUUUACACCCUGAACCGCGCUGUGGCUGAACACACGAGAGGCUCCGCAGUAUUCAACAGUUGCUCUGGAGAAGCCAGAGAUCGCCUUCGGUUGUCUCUGGGGGAGAAAGCUCCGACACUUGUUCCUGUGUCACAAGUGAUGAUGUGCAUGAACUGCACCUCGGAUUUCAGCCUCACCCUUCGCAGACAUCACUGCCAUGGCUGCGGAAGAAUCGUAUGUCGGAGCUGCUCCAGGAACAGGUAUCCUCUCAAGUACAUGAAAGACCGCAUGGCCAAAGUGUGCGAUCACUGUUACAAUGAGCUCAAAAAGAGAGGAGGAGACGUGUCUGUGCUGUCAGGUCAGAGCAGCCCGCGGACGAACCGCUCCAGUCGACCACUCUCAUCUGUGUUCCAAAACAUUCAUCCUCCCAAUAUUUGGAGACAUCGGAAAGGCACAUUGUCCUUCAACCAGGUGACAUUGUCAGAGGAAGGCUCCAUUAGUGGCAGUCUACAGCGCAGCAAGAAGAGCAAAAGGAACUGGAAGAGACUGUGGUUCCUUCUCAAAGACAAGGUGCUUUACACCUACAGAGCCCAAGAGGAGAAGGUAGCGUCAGAGAGUUUGCCUCUCUUGGGUUUCACAGUGAAGCUUCCUGACAGGCAUGAGAGAGACGUCUUCCAGCUUUACCACAAAAACACUCUGUAUUACAGUUUUAAAGCUGAAGAUAACUACACAGCACAGAGAUGGGCAAAUGCCAUGGAGGAAGCCACAGUUCUAUAGAAUCUGCCAUUCUGGUGACGUCCGUCCUGCUAUAAACGUCUGUCCCUACAAAGAUGACUGACUGUGAAACCAAAACGACAAGAAUGGGAAUAAACAGUUGCAAGUUGUAACUUGCCUAGAUGGAGGGAAGAAAAGAAGACACUGUGUUCUCUGAGAAGGGACAUGAUUGCCUACUUAGCCAAACUCCAGCGCCUCCUUCACUGGUAUAGCAGGUGGGAUGCCGAGAGCCAUGAGAGGUGUUGGCCCAGAUACCUGCCAGUUUGGAACAAUUAUGCUGAUGCGACCCGUAUUUAUCCCAGCAGCUGAUCAGCAUCACUUCCUCCAAAUCACAGCAAACACUGUGGAUUAUUUUCACAUUCUGGAAAAGAAAGAAUGCAUUAUUUAAGAAAUAUACAGCAGAUAAGACAGCAAGACAUUGUCAACUUCCAGACGUUUACAUCGAGACUCAAAAAAAGACUGGACACAUCUCAGUGUCACUCAGAAAUGUCCAAAUCUGGAAUAGCCUGAAUUAGUUAUGCCUUCAUCUCAACAUGUGUCCCUGCACUGGUUAUAAGCAUCACCAUGAUUAACACUUUGAAGCACAGGCCAUAUCAAAAAGAAAAAUGAUUUCAUACAUAUUAUAGGUUUCUAAUGCUUUGCCUUGUACUUUAUUGUUAGAGCCAGUCCUCCCACUGAAUGAGUAGCUUCUAUGCUUUUUGCACGGAUACAAAAAAUUAUGAAACCUGAAACAUAAAUAUGAGUGUACCUUUGUCAUGGAGACCAAAAGCUACAGCUACUGUGCUUAUUUACUUAGUACUGGGUGAAUGUGGAUGAGUAUGUCUUUAUUAUUUUAAAUUCCUAAAAUAUGCAUAGUGUAAAUUCAUAUUUGUAUAAAGAACUCCUGACUGAAAUGAGUCACUGAUCUGCAUAAUCAGUGUGUUUGUACUGUACUUUAUUAGAUUUAUAUACUGUAAUUUUAAAAGAGUAAAAGGGGCUAUGAUGAUGCGAACACUCUGCAUCCGUCUUCUUCUUCUUUUGAUUCCCCUCAUGUCCUCUAGAUGGCAGGUGGACUAAACGUUAAAGUACAACAGGCUGUCAUUGACUUCCUGUCACUGUGUCCUUGCUGAUGGAGUUCAGACAUUAAUAAUGGAAAAUUACUAUGCUGCUGAAGCCUUUGCUCUCCAUUUGUGGCACCCCCUAGAUGUGCACACUGCGUCCGUGCUGACCCAUGUGUGGCCCAUUCUGUUGGAAAACCGAGCUGGCGAAUAUUUCGGAUCACACGCAGCUCAGUUGCUCUGAUAAGACACUGGAGACUGUGUGAUACGCAGACCCAUGUGCUGUGUGGCCAAAGAAAGGCCAGGCCGCUCUGCUUCUCGUCUCCCCCCGAGGCUUCCUGACCCAGAAUAAUAUCAGGCAGAAAGUUUGCUUUCUGGGGCUCCUGAAAAGUUGCAGACACCUCGUCCUAUAUAGAGGACAGAUCAUUCAUCACCCUCUCUAGCCCCAGAUCUGGUUCCUCCCUCCGUGUGUUGCUUAUAUGAGACAUCUUAGUUGGGUUAGCUGUGCCUACGUCGCAUUUGGUUCAUUUUGAUCAUACAAAUUUCUUCUUUGUGGGAGUCAAAAAUGAACUUGAUUUCAUCUUUUAAACAACUUUAAAUCCAAGUGGCUGCCAAACACCAAGAACAAGCAGGUAUCGGUUUAUUUGAAUGUGAGUGUCGUCCGUUAAAUUUUCCAUAUGCAAAACACAUCUUUCAUGUUUGUCUUUUAACCGAACUUCUGAUCAUGACAUUUUCUGGAAAAAGGAAAUUGCUGACUUUUGCUUGUAGAUGAGUGCAUUGAACCAAAACUGCAACGUCCAGUUGCACUUCUAAUGCUUCUCUGAGCUAAUUAAUUAAAAGCACAAAUGAUGACAGCUUGCUGUUGGCUUAGCGCUGGAGUGUUCUCUUAUGGCUUCACUGUAACACUGUCAUGAUCCAUUCUUACUUGCACAUCGCUGCAGGCAGGAGCAUCGCAGAGAGAAGCAAAUAAUCAAUCAUACACACAGCCUACUCAAUAAAGUCAGAUGCAUUCAGCUCUGUUAUAUAUGCUCAGCCUCAGCAGCAAAUUAUUAACAACUGACGCUAAAAAAGUGAAAUGUGAGCUGAAGUUCAUCAUCUUUUGGCUUAUUCCACCCACGAUGCACUGACAACACAACUGUGUGAGCAGGACUUUAUUAAAUGACAAACUGAU